AUGGCCGCGCGCUCGUCGCUGAUGCGGCCGCUGCGCUCUGCUCUGACCGCUGCCGCCCGCGACACGAGCUCGAGAAGCGCAACCAGGACCUUCACCUCUACAGCACUGAGGGCGAAAGAGCUGGCCGGCGACGCCUCCGACCUGCCCAAUAUGAGACAUGCACGGCGGAGCGAGACUGGGAAGCUCCAUGCACCCAUUGUAAACCCAGCCGGUAUACAUGUUGCAAGCGAUCAGUGGAAGCGCAGCUGUCGUGCUAACGCCUCACGAGAUAAACACCAGGAGAAGAGCCAAUCCCUCCACGCAUACGGACAGUACCUGAUUUCGUGUCUACCCAAAUACAUUCAGCAGUACGUCGAAAUGCUCUCAGCGCUUGUCCUUCGCCGAUUGACACCAGGGCAGGUUCUCCGUGUGGAAAGAUGAGCUCACCAUCUACAUCCCUCCGGCCGGCGUGAUUCCCACCCUUUCUUUCCUCAAAUACCACACCGCCGCCGAGUUCACCAUGGUUGCCGACAUCACCGCCGUUGACUUCCCUACGCGCGAUCAGCGCUUCGAAGUCGUCUACAACCUUCUCUCCGUCCGUCACAACGCCCGCAUCCGGGUAAAGACUUAUGCAGAUGAGGCGACGCCCGUCCCUUCGAUCACAAGUCUGUACGAUGGUGCGAACUGGUAUGAGCGAGAGGUGUAUGAUCUGUUUGGCGUCUUCUUCGUCGACCACCCAGAUCUGCGGAGGAUUAUGACGGACUACGGCUUCGAUGGACACCCCCUGCGGAAAGACUUCCCUCUGACGGGAUACACGGAGAUCAGAUAUGACGAGGAGAAGAAGCGCAUAGUUGUCGAGCCACUGGAAUUGACACAGGCAUUCAGAAACUUCGAGGGAGGUACAGCAGCGUGGGAGCAAGUUGGACCAGGACACGACCGCAAGCCAGAUACGGUAAGUGUGACUUGAACGUUCAACCUUCUUGGUGGCCUGCUGCUGACUUGCAUACAGUUCAAAUUACCAACACCAAAGCCAGAGCCGCCGAAAGAGGAAGAAAAGAAAUAG
Molecule: messenger RNA, 1042 nt
Organism: Lecanosticta acicola
Lineage: Eukaryota; Fungi; Ascomycota; Dothideomycetes; Mycosphaerellales; Mycosphaerellaceae
Source: the annotation of a GenBank genome assembly